CCGGAGCUGCGGGCAGCGGGCGGACUGUUAAACCGCGGCGGCGGCGGCGUCAGCCGGGGCGGGAGCGGGGCGCGCUCUGGAGACGAGUCGGCGGCGCCCCGGGUGGGGGGAGGCGGGCGGACAGCUAGAGAUCGCCUACGGCGGCCCCCACCACGGCCGGACCGAAGGUGCGGCGGCGGAGGGCAGCCAGGGCGCCCCAGCAGGCUUCCAGUAAUUAUCUCCAGGAUUCGCCAUGACCCCAGCUCUGAAGGAGGCAACAACAAAGGGUAUCUGCUUUUCAUCUUUGCCAAGUGCCAUGGAAUCUGACAAGAUGCUAUGUGUGGAAAGCCCAAGAACUGUAGAUGAAAAGCUUACAAAAGGAGACACUUUGUCUCAGAUGCUGGGAUUUCCGACUCCUGAACCUACUCUAAAUACAAAUUUUGUGAAUUUAAAACAUUUUGCCUCCCCUCAGGCUUCAAAACAUUUUCAGACAGUUCUUUUAAUGAGUUCUAAUUCAACACUAAACAAAUAUAAUGAGAAUUAUAACCAAAAGAAAGGAAUGGAAUCCAACUGCUGUAAGCUGAAAAAUGUACUGUGUAAUGGCAGCAGCAUUCAGCUCAGCAAGAUCUGCCAUUCUCAUUCUGAGAAGGAGUUCAUCAAAAAGGAGCUCUCGGGUACCACAAGCCAGUGCAUGAAAGACAUCCAGAUUGUCCUGGACUCAAAUCUCACCAAAGACACCAAUGUAGACAAAAUACAUUUGCAAAACUGUAAAUGGUACCAAAAGAAUGCACUUUUGGACAAAUUCACUGAUACUAAGAUUAAAAAGGGGUUAUUGCAAUGCACUCAAAGGAAAAUUGGACCUAGUCACUCAGAUAUGCCUAUUAGUUCCUCAGCUGCUGAAAAAGAGGAGGGAGUGAAUGCUCGUUUGCUUCAUUGUGUGAGUAAACAGAAAAUUUUACUCAGCCAGGCUAGACGAACUCAAAAACACUUGCAGAUGCUCCUGGCAAAGCAUGUUGUUCAGCACUAUGGUCAACAGAUGAAAUUUUCUAUGAAGCACCAGUUGCCCACAAUGAAGCUCUUUCAUGAACCCACCACCGUUUUGGGUAAUAGUUUACUUGAACACACUGAAAUUAAGCCAGAAGUCAACAUACUGGCUUCUGAGAAUAAGUUUUGGGAUGAUACAAACAAUGGCUUUGCUCAGUGUACAGCUGCAGAAAUCCAAAGAUUUGCCCUGUCUGCUACAGGGCUGUUGUCUCAUGUUGAAGAGGGUCUGGAUUCUGAUGCCACUGACAGCAGCUCAGAUGACGAGUUGGAUGAAUAUACCAUUAGAAAAAAUGUGGCAGUUAACUCUAGUACUGAAUGGAAGUGGCUUGUAGACAGAGCGCAAGUUGGCAGCCGAUGGACUUGGCUUCAAGCUCAGAUUUCAGAACUAGAAUACAAAAUCCAGCAACUAACAGAUAUUCACAGGCAUAUUCGUGCCUCCAAGGGAAUAGUGAUCUUAGAAGAAUGUCCACUUCCAAAAGACAUUUUGAAAAAACAAAUACAGUUUUCAAACCAAGCAGUUUCAUUAAACACUUCAGUGAAUUCUCAGGCAACCCAAAGGGGCGAAGAGCCUUUGCCAGAGCAUGAUUUUGAAAUGUCACCAAGUAGCCCUACACUACUUCUUCGAAACAUAGAAAAACAGAGUGCACAGUUGACUGAGAUCAUUAACAGUUUGAUUGCCCCUCUCAACUUGUCUCCAACUUCAUCACCCCUCUCCUCUAAAUCCUGUAAUCACAAAUGUCUGGCUAAUGGCAUUUCAAGGAGUGCUUCGGAGAAUUUAGAUGAGCUCUCUUCCUCCAGUAGCUGGCUACUUAAUCAGAAGCACAGUAAGAAAAGGAGAAAAGACAGGACAAGAUUGAAAUCUCCAUCCUUGGCUAUCAUGAGUACAGCUGCCCGGACAAGGCCCCUUCAGAGUUUCCAUAAAAGAAAACUCUACAGAUUGAGCCCUACUUUUUACUGGACUCCUCAGACUUUACCUUCAAAAGAAUUUUUAAAUGCAACACAGAUACCUUACAUGGGAUCGCCUUUAAGUUGGGAUAACUGGGAACAGAGUUCCAAGUCCCAGCUGUUAAGAGAACAUGUUUCAAAACUAGAUUCCUCUUUUCAUCCUGUGCUGUCAUUGCCAUCAGAGAUGCCCCUUCACCUUCAUUUUGAGACCUUAUUUAAGAAGGCUGAUGUGAAAGGAGAGCUUGUUGAAAAUCCAUUCGUAGGUGACUGUGUCAUAGCUCCGCCACCUGUUCAAGGGACUUCUCUGAAUCAGUGGAGAAAUGGAUAUUCACCUAUAUGUAAGCCUCAGAUAAGGUCACAGUCAUCUGCACAACUAUUACAGGGAAGAAAAAAGAGACACUUGAGUGAAACAGCAUUAGCAGGAGAAAGAACUAGAUUUGAAGAGUUUGCUUUUCAACGUACAGAACCAGGAUCCCACUGUGAUUUUACUGCUGUCUCUAAUGCCAAUGUUACAUCAAGAACCCAAAAUUCAUCUGCACAAAAUACUGCACGACGGAGGUUAAGAAGUGAGAGCUCUUACGAUAUAGAUAAUAUUGUGAUUCCCAUGUCAUUAGUAGCACCAGCUAAAUUAGAGAAACUCCAGUAUAAAGAAAUACUUACUCCACGCUGGAGGAUGGUGGUUCUUCAGCCUCUCGAUGAACAUAACUUAAGCAAAGAAGAGACAGAAGAUCUUUCUGAUGAAGUCUUCUCCCUAAGACACAAAAAAUAUGAAGAGAGAGAGCAAGCUAGGUGGUCACUCUGGGAGCAAAGCAAGUGGCACAGAAGAAAUAACAGAGCUUACAGUAAGAACGCAGAAGGGCAGGACCAGGUUCUGAAGGAAAACUCAAGUGAACUUAGCAGUGCCCAGCACUGUGCUGCCCAGAGCCCGCUCGAGCUCCCAGCAGAGAGCCCCAGUCUGUAUCCUCAGGACUCACUUUCUUUAAUUGACAGUCAAGAAAUCAAGUCUUUGUGGUGGGAGCGACGAGCUUUUCCGCUGAAGGACGAGGAUACAGCAGCCUUAUUAUGCCAAGAUGAAAGAAAGGAUCAGACUGAGGGGGCAAGCACAGCCCUCCGCGAUGGAGUCUUCUGUAGCGCUACACCAGAGGAUGACCACCCUCCAAAAAUGCAGUUAGAUGGAAUGGAAGAGUAUAAAACCUUUGCUAUAGGAGUUACUAAUGUUAAAAGAAAUAGGUGACAGGGAACAUAUUAAGAAAA
Molecule: messenger RNA, 3222 nt
Organism: Phodopus roborovskii (desert hamster)
Lineage: Eukaryota; Metazoa; Chordata; Mammalia; Rodentia; Cricetidae
Gene: Kansl1l
Product: KAT8 regulatory NSL complex subunit 1 like
Exons: 15
Coding region: 233-3202 (989 amino acids)
Cellular component (GO): NSL complex
Molecular function (GO): histone acetyltransferase binding
Source: RefSeq, a predicted model, not a curated record